Molecule: messenger RNA, 945 nt
Organism: Molossus molossus (Pallas's mastiff bat)
Lineage: Eukaryota; Metazoa; Chordata; Mammalia; Chiroptera; Molossidae
Gene: FFAR3
Product: free fatty acid receptor 3
Exons: 1
Coding region: 1-945 (314 amino acids)
Biological process (GO): G protein-coupled receptor signaling pathway; cellular response to fatty acid
Cellular component (GO): plasma membrane
Molecular function (GO): G protein-coupled receptor activity
Source: RefSeq, a predicted model, not a curated record
AUGAACGCAAGCCUGGACCCGUCCUCCGUCCACGGCCAUCCCUGGCUGUCCUUCUCCGUGUACCUCUUCACCUUCCUCGUGGGGCUCCCCCUCAACCUGGUGGCUCUGGUGAUCUUCGCCCGCAAGCUGCAGCACCGCCCGGUGGCGGUGGACGUGCUCUUGCUGAACCUGACGGUCUCCGACCUGCUGCUGCUGCUCUUCCUGCCCUUCCGCAUGGCGGAGGCGGCCAGCGGCAUGCGCUGGCGGCUGCCCUUCACCCUCUGCCCCUUGUCCAAAUUCGUCUUCUUCACCACCAUCUAUCUCACUUCCCUGUUCCUAGCCGCGGUGAGCGUCGAGCGCUUCCUGAGCGUGGCCUACCCGCUGUGGUACAAGACCCGGUCAAGGUUGCGACAGGCCUGCCUGGUCAGCGGGGCCUGCUGGCUCCUGGCCACGGCGCACUGCAGCGUGGUCUACACCACCGAGCUCUUGGGGAACUCUUCCCACAGCACCUGCUACCUGGAAUUCCAGGACGACCAGCUGGCCAUUCUCCUGCCUGUUCGGCUGGAGAUGGCCGUGGUCCUUUUCGCGAUACCCCUGCUCAUCACCGGCUACUGCUACAGCCGCCUGGUGUACCUGCUCGGUCAGGGAGCCAUCCGCCGGCGGAGGAGGGUGGCGGGGCUGGUGACGGCCACGCUGCUUAAUUUCCUUAUCUGCUUUGGGCCCUACAACGUGUCCCAUGUCGUGGGCUACGUCCAGGGUAAGAGCCCAACGUGGAGAACUUACGUGCUGCUCCUCAGCACCCUGAAUUCUUGUGUGGAUCCCUUGGUUUACUACUUCUCGUCGUCUGGGUUCCAAGCUGACUUUCAGAGCCUGCUGAAGAGGCUGAUUGGAGUCUGGGUUUUUUGGGGGCCGGAGAGAUGCUUGAAAUGGAAGAAGAAGGAGGAGGAUUCACUUCAGGAACUGUAG